UCAGACACAUUCUCUUCUGGCCCUUUUCCGAUGUGAUGCAUGCUGGCACCUUGCACAACGUUUCCAAGGAUUUUUAAGCGUGGCACCUGAGAGAAGUGUUUUAAUUUGGGCUGCUCCAUCGGUCCUUGCCAUCUGCAUCAAAGACAGGUGUAGAAACAGCCCACCUUCAGCUAAGUGAAAUGGAACUUUUUUAUGUCCUGUUAGUGGUACUGCUGGUGGUUUUUACUGCCUCAUUCACAUUAGCAAUUAUAAGAACGCUUCAAGUGGACUUUCCCAACGUCCACAUCCCUCCUGGAGUGGAUCAACCUGGAAAGCUUCGUGUUAUCCAUGCACAUAUGGUUUUGACAUCUGCUGUGGGCAAGAUCUUGGAGAAGAUGGGAGUGUGCACAGAGAUCACCUUCACUCGCUACAUGCGCUCAGGGACGAAGCGGGGCCCGGAGCCGCAGCUGUGCCUGCAGGACAUGCGCUUUGACGGAGUGCCGGUGCGGCUCUACCUGCCCUGUGUGCCAUCUGCUGCCCUGAGGCCUGCCACCAUCUUCUUCCACGGCGGCGGUUGGAUUUACUGCAGCAUUGAUUCCCAUGACAACAUCUGCCGUUACAUCGCCAAAGAGAGCGGCUCCGUGGUUGUGUCUGUUGGGUAUCGUUUAGCUCCUGAGCACAAAUACCCUGCUGCGUAUGAAGACUGCCUUCAUGCUUCCAUACACUUCAUGAGGAAUGCAGAGCACUAUGGGGUGGAUCCUGCCCAGAUCAGUGUCUGUGGGGACAGUGCUGGGGGCAAUCUAGCUGCUGCUGUUAGCCAGACCCUGGCAGGCAGAGCAGACCUCCCCAGGCUGCGUGCUCAGAUCCUGAUCUACCCAGGCCUUCAGGCAGUGGACAUGGAUUUACCCUCCUACCAGCAAAAUCGGGGAGUCCCUCUCUUACUCCGAGAACGCGCUGCUUUCUUUGCUUUGCUGUACCUACAUGGGGAUGCAUCACACAAGCAAGAUGUCCUGAAGGGCUCUCAUGUUACUCCGGAAAUGAGACAGAAGUACAAAAAGUGGGUGAGCCCAAACAACAUCCCUGAGAGGUUUAAGGCAAGAGGAUACAACCCACAGAAAACUCAUGACUUCGCAGCCGAAAUUUGUAAGAAAUUUGAAAGAAUUUGUGAGCCCAACCUGUGCCCCCUGCUAGCUGAAGAUGCUGUAAUUCAGCAGCUGCCCGAGACCUUCAUCUUAACUUGUGAAUAUGAUGUGCUGAGGGAUGAUGGCUUGCUGUACAAGAAGAGGCUGGAGGACAACGGAGUCCCAGUGACCUGGUGCCACCUCGAGGAUGGGUUCCAUGCAAUAAUAAGCCUGUAUGAGUAUGGUGGGUUGUCGUUCCCAUCUGGGAAAAGGGGAUUGGACAGAGUUGUUCAAUUCAUAAAAGGCCUUUAGAAGAAGCUUUCCUUGGUUAUGUUUCAGCAUCUCAGAAAUUAGCAGAUGCUCCCAAAGCUUGGAUGGUAAUUGUCAGCAACAAAGUGAUACCCCUCUAUGUGUGCAAUAUCAGUUUUGAACUUGUAGAACUUCAAAUGCAAUAAUCUGAACUGUGAUCACUGUCAUUGUGAGACUGUUGACAGGUUAGCCUUUCCAGUGUUGCUUUUCAGUCCCUUUUCCAUCAAACCAGCACCUGAUUGAUUCCUUAGAUUUAAUUAAAUGAUGAUUUGCUUCCAUGUCAGCAUUGCCAAUGGAAUAAUUGGGAUUUAAUAAUUCCUGUGGAUUACAGUCAGGAUCUUUGUGAUGUUCAUUUGGCAAGCUUGCCUUUAUUUUAUUUAGAUAACAAGUGCAUGUCAUGUAUAUAGUGAAUGGAGGGAGAAGUUAGAAGGAAGCUG
Lagopus muta (rock ptarmigan) is the source of this 1846-nucleotide messenger RNA. Its product is annotated as arylacetamide deacetylase-like 4. Gene Ontology annotation, molecular function: carboxylic ester hydrolase activity. The transcript is spliced from 4 exons. Bases 180 to 1412 code for a protein of 410 amino acids. Gene Ontology annotation, cellular component: membrane. The record is from RefSeq and is a predicted model, not a curated record. Lineage: Eukaryota; Metazoa; Chordata; Aves; Galliformes; Phasianidae.